This is a messenger RNA of Sturnus vulgaris (Common starling), 1374 nucleotides long. The record is from RefSeq and is a predicted model, not a curated record. Lineage: Eukaryota; Metazoa; Chordata; Aves; Passeriformes; Sturnidae.
AUGAAGUGGAAAUUGCCAGUCAAAGUGGUUGAAGAACUGUCCAGCAAGCUUCUCAGGGAGCUCAAUGAGGUUGUGCAGGGUGCGUGUGGCCAGCCCGCGGGCGGGCAGCUGACCGCGCUGAGGGCCGGGGCUGCCGCGGCCCCUCACGCUGCUAAAGCCCGUCCGGCCGCUCCGGGCCCGGGCCGUGCGGGAGGCGGCCGCAGGCAGCCCCGCUCCAGGGCCGCUGGGUCGAGCGGGUGUCCCCGGGCUCUCCCGAGCUGCCCGGCGAGGCGCAGCCGCCGCGGGCCGUGUGAAGGGCAGAGCCGCUGCAGCUGCGCAGGGCCGGGCCGCAGCUCGGCCGCUUUUCCCGGGGCCAGCUACGGGCCUGCAGUCGCGGCCGCUAUGAAGCAGGCGCUGGUGGACGACACCGAGGAUGUGUCCCUGGAUUUCGGGAGCGAGGAGGAGCUGGCGCUGCGCAAAGCAAGGAUCAGGCACCCACUGGCCACCUUUUUCCACCUGUUUUUCCGAGUGAGUGCCAUUGUAACCUAUUUGUUCUGUGACUGGUUCAGCAACAGCUUUGUUGCCUGUUUUGUCACCAUCCUCCUCCUUCUGUCCUUUGACUUUUGGUCCGUCAAGAAUGUGACAGGAAGACUCUUGGUUGGUUUGCGUUGGUGGAAUCAGAUUGAUGAAGAUGGAAAAAGUCACUGGGUGUUUGAAGCAAAAAGGGUGCCUGCAGUAGCUGCCUCAACUGAAGCUGAAGCCCGAAUCUUCUGGCUCGGUCUCAUCAUCUGCCCAGUGAUUUGGACAACGUUUUUCUUUAGCACCUUGUUCUCCUUGAAGCUGAAAUGGCUGGCUCUCGUAAUUGCUGGGAUCUCCCUCCAGACUGCUAAUUUAUAUGGCUACAUCCACUGCAAGUUAGGGGGACAAAAAACCAUCAGCAGAGUAACCUCACGGUUGUUUGGCACCGCAGAUGUUCCCAAGAGACAGAGCAGGAGAAUUUCAGAAGAUGGCACUGAAGAACAUGGGAAGACAGGCACUAGGUAACUAAACAAGGAAGAGCUGAAGGAUGAGCAGUAAAACAAGUAAUUCAUUAGAGUUGUUCUUCAUGGGAAAGUAUUUAUAUAAAGCUCUUCUAGAAUUACGCCUGCAUGAAAUAAAGUCAUUUGUGUUUGAGUCUUUAGAUCCUGGAAGGUUUCACAUCUUUGUUACUUAAAAGCUUCACCAAAAAGUUGUUUGUGUGAGCACAGACAGUGCUCAUGAAGAAGCACUGUGCUUUCAGAAAAGUUGUCAACUAACCUCAAACUGUUGGAUUGUCUUAACCAGGAAUAACAUGUAAUAAAAAGACAAUGCUAAUUUGUUUAACUUUGGAACUACAAUAAACAAAAUCAAACUGCC